Pseudoliparis swirei is the source of this 1265-nucleotide messenger RNA. RefSeq names its product protein c-Fos-like. NCBI's taxonomy places the organism in Eukaryota, Metazoa, Chordata, Actinopteri, Perciformes, Liparidae. Gene Ontology annotation, biological process: regulation of transcription by RNA polymerase II. Gene Ontology annotation, molecular function: DNA-binding transcription factor activity, RNA polymerase II-specific; RNA polymerase II cis-regulatory region sequence-specific DNA binding. The transcript is spliced from 4 exons. The record is from RefSeq and is a predicted model, not a curated record. Bases 1 to 1167 code for a protein of 388 amino acids. Gene Ontology annotation, cellular component: nucleus.
AUGCAUCCAGACUCCAGCACUGAGUUCGACUCAUCGUCCAGCUGUAGCACAGCAUCGCCUGGCGGGGACACCCAGCAUUCUCCUGACUCGCUUUUAUCAUCAGUGGACAGCACCAAGGAUGCUGAGACCAGUGCAUCGGACUCCUUUGUUCCGACUGUGACUGCAAUCUCAAGCUCGCCGGAUCUAAGGUGGAUGGUGCAGCCGACGGUCAUCACAUCUGUCUCUCCGUCGUCCGGCCGUGCAAAGACUAAAAGUCGCGGCUCGACCCAGUUGUCUUGCCCGGCAGGUGCAAACAAGGCAAAGCCCUCCAACAGGAAAGCGCUGAAAGACAAGCCUUCCAAAGAGGAGGAGGGAAGGAGGAGGAUCAGGAGGGAGAGGAACAAAAUUGCUGCAGCAAAGUGUCGUAACAGACGGAGGGAGCUGAUCGACACUCUGCAGGCUGAAACGGACCAGCUCGAAGACGAGAAAUCUGCCCUCCAGGUGGAGAUAGUCGACCUGCUGAAGGAGAAGGAGAGGCUGGAGCAGGUUUUAGUCUCCCACAAACCAUCCUGCAAACUCCCUGCAAAUGACGGUGACAAGGAGGAGGAGGAGGAGGAGGAGGAGGAGGAGGAGGAGGAUAAAGAAGAUGAUGUUGACAUCAUGCUGCAGGAUCCUCCGGCCUCCCCGCAGCUGCUGUCCAUCUUUGAGGAUGGCAAACCCCCGGAGAGCAACACAGCCAUCGGGGAAGCCUCCAUUGGUCAAGACAUGGACAGUGUCCCCAUCAUCCCCGCUGCAGCCAUUUUGGGGAACUCCAACAUCCUCCUGUGUUCGAGUGCAGAGGAGGAGGCUCUGGAGGACCUAAAAGGAGACGACCUGGACGACUUGGUGCCCAGCCUAGAGAUGGCAUUGACUCCAGACAUGUCUUCCCCAGUCCCUGACAUAGACCUGAGCGGCCCCUUCUGCCUCUCAGACUGGGAAACCCUUUACAAGUCUGUGGCAAAUGACCUUGAGUCUUUGAGCACACCAAUGUCCUCCAGUCCCACUUGUAGCAAUUACCGCACAGUGUUUUCCUUUAAUUACUCCGAGAUUGAUUCCUUGGCGGAGGGCUUUGAGAGCCUCAAAGGCAGCCUUGGUGCAUCUGAGUUAAUGAAAGAUAGUCUUAACUCUCCAACACUUCUGGCCUUGUGAAUGCAAAGAAGUUAUGCAACGAUACUGUUAUUGUAUUCUAAAACCGCCAGCAAGCUAUAUGAUCUCUCUCUCGCUCUCUUAAAAACAAUGUUUUGUAG